UGGCACGCGAGGUGAAAGGACAUGAAGAAAUACGGCUUGGGCAGUUUCACAGACUUGCUGUUCAGAAAUCCAGCAGUUGCUGAACAGGACCCACAUGUGGAUGAUGAGGAUGAGAAUGCCGAGCGUGGGAACUGGUCCAGUAAACGGGACUACAUCCUAUCUAUGAUUGGCUACGCUGUCGGACUGGGAAACAUCUGGAGAUUUCCAUAUUUGGCCUACAAGAAUGGAGGAGGUGCCUUUCUCAUCCCCUAUUUUAUGAUGCUGGUGGUGACGGGAAUCCCCCUCUUCUUCCUGGAAAGUGCCUUCGGGCAGUUUUGCAGCCAAGGUCCAAUCAAUGUAUGGAGAUCGGUGCCACUUCUGCAGGGCGUUGGCAUCGGCAUGGUCAUGGUCACUCUGAUAGUAUCAAUUUACUACAAUGUCAUCAUUGCAUACAGUCUGUACUACAUGUUCGCCUCCAUGCAGUCCCGUCUGCCGUGGUCCGAUUGUCUCAGCUGGGCUGACAGUAACUGCAGCAAAACUCCUAUAGUGCAUUGUAAUGUGAGUGCUGUUCUGACGGCCAACUGGACUCAGAGAAACAACACUUGUCCGCCAUCAGAUAUAAUCACAGUGCCCGUGCAGAGUCCGAGUGAGCAGUACUGGGACCGUGUAGCUCUGCAGAGAUCCAGUGGUCUGGAUGAAACUGGGCCAGUAGUUUGGCACCUGGCCCUUUGUUUACUGCUGAGCUCCAUGAUCGUGGCUGCAGCUCUCAUCCGAGGGAUCAAGUCGUCAGGCAAAGUUGUGUAUUUCACGGCCACUUUUCCUUACUUGGUGAUUUUGAUCCUGCUGGUCCGAGGCGUGACCCUAGAAGGAGCCAAAGACGGGAUAGAGUUCUACAUUGGCACGCAAUCCAAUCUGACGAAGCUAGCUGAAGCCCAGGUGUGGAAAGAUGCUGCGACUCAGACCUUCUACUCUCUCUCCAUCGGCUGGGGAGGACUCAUGACUCUUUCUUCUUACAACAACUUUCACAACAACGUCUUUAAGGACUCGUUUGUUGUGUCUCUUACUAAUGCUGGGACCAGUGUGCUUGCAGGCUUUGCUAUCUUUUCGAUAUUGGGUCACAUGGCUCACGUCUAUAAAAUACCCGUUGGAGAAGUUGUGAAGGAAGGAUUUGGCCUGGCCUUCAUUGCUUAUCCAGGAGCUCUUUCUCAGCUUCCCAUUUCACCGCUGUGGUCCAUUUUGUUCUUCUUCAUGCUUUUAAUCGUUGGUCUGGACUCCCAGUUUGCAGGAAUAGAGGUAAUAACCACCUGCCUGGUUGACGCUUGUCCUAAACUCUUCAAAUCCAGACGAGCCUUACUGACAAUAACAACGUGUUCUGUUCUCUACCUUCUGGGUCUGCCAUGUGUCACAAGAGCAGGAAUAUACUGGGUGACUCUCAUCGACCAGUUUGUAGCCAGCUGGGUGCUGCUGUUCUUGGUUCUCUUGGAGAUCAUUGGCAUUUCCUACAUCUACGGAGGGAACCGUUUUAUAAAAGACAUUGAGAUGAUGAUUGGAAACAAGACUUCAGCUUUCUGGCUGUGGUGGAGGCUGUGUUGGUUCUUCAUCAGCCCCUGCAUCAUACUGAUGAUCUUGGGAUGGUCUGUUGUCACCUUUGUCCCCCCCACCUAUGGAAACGUAAACUAUCCGUCCUGGGGCUUGGCUCUGGGCUGGUGCAUGGUGGCUUUUGUCCUUAUCUGGAUCCCUGCUGUCGCUGUUUUUAAGCUGAUUAAAGCAAAAGGAAACCCAUGGAAGCGUCUGAAGUCACUCUGCUCGCCUUCUGAAGACUGGCAUCCCUACCUGGACAUUCAUCGAGGGGAGCGCUACUCAGAGGAGCGCUGCCGCCGUAAGAAGAAAAGUAAAAAACAUUUAGAGGUUGAAGUGAUCUCCAGCUCGUGGCUCUGA
Messenger RNA from Nematolebias whitei (Rio pearlfish), 1917 nucleotides. RefSeq names its product solute carrier family 6 member 14 (gene slc6a14). The transcript is spliced from 15 exons. Gene Ontology annotation, molecular function: L-proline transmembrane transporter activity. The record is from RefSeq and is a predicted model, not a curated record. The coding region runs from base 22 to 1917 and encodes 631 amino acids. Gene Ontology annotation, biological process: sodium ion transmembrane transport. Lineage: Eukaryota; Metazoa; Chordata; Actinopteri; Cyprinodontiformes; Rivulidae. Gene Ontology annotation, cellular component: membrane.